Molecule: messenger RNA, 1197 nt
Organism: Stereum hirsutum FP-91666 SS1
Lineage: Eukaryota; Fungi; Basidiomycota; Agaricomycetes; Russulales; Stereaceae
Product: ADP-ribosylation
Exons: 6
Coding region: 1-1197 (398 amino acids)
Molecular function (GO): NAD+ poly-ADP-ribosyltransferase activity
Source: RefSeq, a predicted model, not a curated record
AUGCGCGUCGUGAGGAUUCUCGAGGUGAGACAAGACGUGGACACCAUGCGGUCAUAUGAGUAUUAUUGGCGGAGAUUUACCGGUGAACAUGCAAAGGAAUCUUUCCAACUCCAUGGAACAAACAGACAAUGCAUGCUGGGUGAAGAUGAUGACGAAGUGACGCCUUGUGAUUCGAGUCUGUGUUAUCUUUGUUGCAUUCUACGGUACUCUUUUGACGUGGCGCAGAGCGGGAAGAAGUUUUCGUUCAAGAGAUUCGGCCAUGGAAUCUAUCUUACCCCCGUGUCCUCGAAGGCCCACGACUACGUCGACAAUCAUCUACCACAAGAUGCACCCGAAGCCCCAAAAGUCAUGAUACUGGCCCGCGUAGUCCUGGGCAGACAAAUCACCCCAACUGCCAACAUGUACUACUUGCAGUCGCCGCCGGAGGGCUACGAUUCGGUCAUCGGUAGACCUGGAAUCCACCCCGAUAUGAACUACGAAGAAACGGUCGUAUACAAUAACGAUGCGGUUCGGCCAGCGUAUCUCAUUGUGUACGAGAUUGAUGCACCGGAGGACGAGGAGUCCCAGUGGCAGAGUGGCGAACCGGAUUACGGUGACGGGCAAGUUCAAGAAUCGGAUACUAGCGAUGAGGAGGAGGAAAAUGGGGAACAGGACCCCGAAAUUCAUUAUUCAGAUGAUGGAGAAGUCCAAGAAUCUGAUCAUGGCGAGGAGUUGGAGGUGGAGGUGGAUGAAGAACAGGAACCUGGGACGAAUUACGAUGACGGGCACUUGCAAGACUCAUAUACCAGCGACAAGGCUGAGACGGAAAAUGAGGAAGGACAGGACCCUGAGACUUAUUAUCCGGAUGAUGGAGACGUCCAAGGAUCCGACCCUGGAGAGGAGGUGGAGGUGGACGAGGACGAGGACGAGGAACAGUAUCCUGAGAUUCAUUAUUCAGAUGAUGGAGAAGUCCAAGAAUCCGACCCUGGCGAGGAGAUGGAUGUGGAAGCAGAGGCGGAGGAGUAUGAGGAACAGGACCCUGAGGUGAAUUACGACGGGCCAGUACAGGAGCCGGAUGCUAGUGACGAAGACAAAGAGGUGACAGACGAAGAGCAGGAUUUUACUGUGGAUGAUGAUGCUGAUGAUAUUAGCGACGAUGGCGGUGGUGACGACGACUACGACGUCGACGAUAACGGUAGUGACGAAUGGGAUGACUGA